Molecule: messenger RNA, 1392 nt
Organism: Loxodonta africana (African savanna elephant)
Lineage: Eukaryota; Metazoa; Chordata; Mammalia; Proboscidea; Elephantidae
Gene: POLR2D
Product: RNA polymerase II subunit D
Exons: 4
Coding region: 48-476 (142 amino acids)
Biological process (GO): transcription initiation at RNA polymerase II promoter
Cellular component (GO): RNA polymerase II, core complex
Molecular function (GO): translation initiation factor binding; nucleotide binding
Source: RefSeq, a predicted model, not a curated record
CUCCACACUUCCGCUUCCGGUGGCGCCCGGAGCGGCGCGCUGUUGAGAUGGCGGCGGGCGGCAGCGAUUCGCGGGCGGGCGACGUGGAGGAGGACGCUUCGCAGUUGAUCUUCCCCAAAGAGUUUGAAACAGCUGAGACACUUCUCAAUUCCGAAGUUCAUAUGCUUCUAGAGCAUCGAAAGCAGCAGAAUGAGAGUGCAGAGGAUGAACAAGAACUCUCAGAAGUCUUCAUGAAAACUUUAAACUACACAGCCCGUUUCAGUCGUUUCAAAAACAGAGAGACCAUUGCCAGUGUCCGCAGCUUGUUACUCCAGAAGAAGCUUCACAAGUUUGAGUUGGCCUGUUUGGCCAAUCUUUGCCCAGAGACUGCUGAGGAGUCUAAGGCUCUGAUCCCAAGCCUGGAGGGGAGGUUUGAAGAUGAGGAACUGCAGCAGAUUCUUGAUGACAUCCAGACAAAGCGCAGCUUCCAGUAUUAAUACCGAAACAUCCUGGUGGGACCACACCCCUGGUACAGCACCACCUUCCCAGGGUGUGGGCUGACCUGCACAGAGAUUCUACUCAGAAAACAGCUGGGCUUGCUUUGGGAUGCGGCUUGGUUUUUGUUUAGGUUGCCAUUUCAAACUUGGCUGUUAAACCACGGUAAGGGUGUCAUCUUCAGGGGCCUUGCAGUGGCUUCCUCAGCUUGCUAAAUCUUCUCCAACCUCUGGGAAGGGUUAGGUAGGGUGAUCCGCAUAUAGGCCAUGCUGUUGACUACCUCAUCCUGUGGUAUUUGGCCCCUGUGUUAUUUUUUAUCCUUAGUAAUUCAUGUUUUAAUUUCAGUGUGUUUAUAGUUUUUGAAAUGAGAACAUGACAAGAAGCUCACGAUGAAAAACAGUUAAAACCAAGGUUAAUUGUGCUGAGUGUUGUGGGCCUUCAGGUAGGCAGGUAACUUCGUCUUUUUGGAAUGUGGUUUUGGAGUACGUCAAGACCUCACUUUGUCACCCCAAAUGAAGAUUUUUUCCUUCAUAGAUCAGACUUGAGGGUCUGAACACUUUGGAGCCUCCUCCUGUGGGACAUACCUUCCACAUCUUUGGGCUUGUUCGUUAGCAACAGGCAGUCUACAAUGGGUGGGACUUGGAGGGAAAGAAUCCGCUGCUUCCAGAGCCAUUGCAGUGAAGACAAUUGAUGUAAGGCUAAUUGGGAGAAACAGUUUAAAAUCUGUACAUUGUAGCUUUGAUUUCUCUGAAGGGAGGUAUAUCUGUUUUCUUCACAGUGUGGGGGUUUUUCUUGGGGGCACUUGCCGUAUUCACGAUCUGAAGAAAAGACUGGAGAAAGAACCAAGUUGACUUUAAAGGUCAAGAUUGUUUUAUGUCACCUGUUGGUUAAGUCAAAAAUAAACUUAUUUUCAUAAUC